Osmia lignaria (orchard mason bee) is the source of this 3269-nucleotide messenger RNA. RefSeq names its product structural maintenance of chromosomes 5 (gene SMC5). Gene Ontology annotation, biological process: double-strand break repair via homologous recombination. The record is from RefSeq and is a predicted model, not a curated record. Gene Ontology annotation, molecular function: single-stranded DNA binding; ATP hydrolysis activity. Gene Ontology annotation, cellular component: nucleus; Smc5-Smc6 complex. NCBI's taxonomy places the organism in Eukaryota, Metazoa, Arthropoda, Insecta, Hymenoptera, Megachilidae.
AUGAACAAAAACAGUAUUAAUAAAGGAAUAAUUUCUUAUAUGUAUUUAGAAAAUUUCGUAACUUAUAAUAGCGUUUCUCUAAAACCUGGGAGAAAUUUAAAUGUAAUUAUUGGACCUAAUGGUACUGGUAAAUCUACAAUUGUUUGUGCCAUUGUUCUUGGAUUAGGUGGUAAACCUACUACCAUUGGGCGUGCAACUCAUGUAGCGGAAUAUGUUAAAGCAGGAUGUGAACAAGCAAAGAUUGAAAUACAUCUUACAAAUGGACAGAAGGAUGACAUUGUCAUUUGUAGACAAUUUAAUAUACAGGGGAAAUCUUCUUGGUUAUUAAAUGGAAAUUCUUCAAACAUUAAAGAAAUACAAAAUCUAACAAAGACCUUAGAUAUUCAGGUGGAUAAUCUUUGUCAAUUUCUUCCACAAGACAAAGUUCAAGAUUUUUCUAAAAUGAAUGCACAAGAAUUAUUAGAAAAUACAGAAAGAUCAGUGGGUGAUCCUAUAAUACUUGAACAUCAUACAAACUUAAUAGACUGUAGAUCAGAACAUAAACAGUUGGAGUCACAGAUUACAAGUAAAAAAAGAUUAUUAGAAUCAAAAUCUCAGAUAUACGAAGGACUAAAAGAAAGUGUUAGCAGUAUAAAAGAAAGGAAAUUAAUAAAGAAAAAAAUUAUAUCUUUGAAGCAGAAAAAGGCAUGGAUGAUAUAUGAACACAAACGUGCAGAACUGUUUCAGUUAAAAAGCAAAAUGGCAGCUGCACGUAAAACAGUAAUAUCUUUAGAAUCAGAGAUAAAACCUAUUAAUGAUUUAAUAGAAAAACUAAAAUCAAAGAUUCACUCACUUCAGAGCUCUCAGGCAGAUGUUAAUAAUAAAGUGAGAAUUAAGACUUCGAAGAUGAAAGGAAUGUUGAAUGAUAUUUUGGAAUUCGAGAAUGGUAUUAAAGAACAUGAAACUGCAUGCAAACACAGAAUUCAAGUAGAAGAAGCACGGGAUCAUGAUAUUGAUGUAGUUAAGCAACAAAAAAAUAAACUUGAGGAUGAUUUGUCUUUGAUAUUAAAGGGCAUUGGGUCUGAGGACACCUUAAUGAAACAGCAAAAAGAAAUAUCGUCCAAUAUAGAAAAGCAUAGGAGUAUCAUUGCCAUGCUAACAAGUAAACAUUCCGCGUUAAGACAACAAGAGGAAAGUAUGAAUCUAGAAAUCAGAGCUCAGGAAACGGAACUCCAACUUCUUAAUAUUGAUGCUAAACGAUUGCAAUUAUUAAGGGAGAGAUCAUUGGAUACAUAUAAAGCGGUACAUUGGUUAAGAGACAACCGCGAUAAGUUUUCUGGGAUAAUACACGAACCGAUAUUGCUCAACAUAAAUGUAAAAGAUGCUUCAUACGCAAAAUACUUAGAAAAUACUAUUCCGUAUCGCGAUUUAAUCGCGUUCGUUUGCGAAAACAAGAAAGACAUGAAUUUAUUAUUACAUUUCUUAAGAGGCGAGCAGAAAUUACAAGUAAAUGCUGUACAUUCUGAUCCCACGAAACAUAUUUCCAUGGAACCAAAUGUUCCUUUAGAACAUAUUAAACAGUUCGGUUUUACUCAUUAUUUAGCGUCACUGAUUGAAACACCGAGCACUAUUAUGAAAUAUUUAGUAACUAUGUAUAAUUUAAAUAAUAUACCCGUAGGAACAAAUCUUGUUGAUGAUAAUAUUGAUUCUAUACCCCACAAUAUACGUUACUACUUCAGUCGAAAUAAUGCGUAUUCAGUCAAUAGAUCUAAAUACACAGGGGAGAAAUCUACUACAAUGCGAUCAGUUUCAAGCAAUGGAAUGUUAUCUAUUGUAUUAGAUAAAUCUAAGUUAUCAAACAUUGAACAAAAGUUGACAAGAUUAAAGAAAGAAAAAGUUAAUGCACUUAAUAAAAUGAAAGAAAUCGAAGAACAAAUGUGUGAAGAGAAUAAAAAAUUAGAUGAGCAUAGAGCUAGUAGAAAUAAGAUUCAACAGGAUUUCCAACAAGUACAAGCUUUGAAAUCUAGAAUAUCUAUGGUGGAGAAGAAAAUUGAAAGUCUAGAAAAUGAACGUACCAGUAUUGAUAAAAUAAAAGAGCUUUAUACUAAUAAAAUUAAGGAUAUUUUGAACAAACAACUAAGAAUGUAUAGAACAUACAAUAAAGAGUUCGAGGAAUAUUAUAAAUACACUAUAGAAAAUGAACAAACCGAGUUAAUAUUAAAACUACAAAAUAGAUCACUGAGAAUGAAAAUAAAUGAUUCUCAGGAUAUGAGAGAUAAACUUAAGAUAGAAGAGGAGAAAGUACGACAAAUUAGUUUAGAAUUGAAUCCAAUGAAAAAUGAAACACAAAGGAUUUACAAUGAAGCAUUGCAAACUACUAAUGGCAUUAGUCCUACAGAUGAAAGGUUUGCCUCUCUGGAUAAGAUUUUCAAUAAAUUGCCACCAACCAUUGAAGAACUUAAUAAUGAACUUAAUAUCGCGCAAGCAAAAGUUUUUUGUAUGGGAAACAAUAUAGAUGGUGAAAACAUAUUACGCGAAUACGAAGAUAUUGAAAAAACCAUCGUAAACUUGAAGGAAUUCAUUCAGAAAGAAACACAACAUUUAGAAACACUUCAACAAAGGAUGAAUAUGUUGCGAGAAGAAUGGCUAAAACCUCUUUCGAGCAUUGUUGACAAGAUUAAUUCAAACUUUAGCUCAUAUUUUUCGGCAAUGAAUUGCGCUGGCGAAGUUACGUUAGCUCAACCAGAAAAUAACAUGGAUUUUGAUCAGUAUGGCCUAAAAAUCAAAGUAAAGUUUAGGGAUACUGAUCAAUUACAUGAAUUGACAAGACAUCAUCAAAGUGGUGGAGAAAGAGCAGUGACCACUGCUAUUUAUAUGAUUUCACUUCAAGAACUUACUAGAGUACCUUUCCGAUGCGUAGAUGAAAUUAAUCAGGGUAUGGAUGCAGUAAACGAAAGGCGAGUAUUUGAUUUACUCGCACGAAUGACUGGAAGACCAAAUAGUUCGCAAUAUUUUUUGCUUACUCCAAAACUGCUACCUAACUUACAAUAUUCUAAAACAGUGACUGUGCAUUGUGUAUUUAAUGGACCGUUUAUGAUUAACCAUACACAGUUCAAUACCGAAGAUUAUUGCAAACAUGUUGUUAAAACGUUGGAAAAAGAGAAUAUUAUUGAUGAUUAACUAUCAUUGUUCUCCUCAGGAUAUAUUUAUAAUGUUGCAUAAUUUUAGAGUAUGUAAAUCAGAGUUAUACAAUUAUUCAUAGUUCAUAUAUUUUUACAGAACGUUUAAUA